Messenger RNA from Eruca vesicaria subsp. sativa (arugula), 4371 nucleotides. The record is from the annotation of a GenBank genome assembly. Lineage: Eukaryota; Viridiplantae; Streptophyta; Magnoliopsida; Brassicales; Brassicaceae.
AUGGCUGACACCAAACAAGAUAUCGAAACUUCGGAGGAUGAGAGGAAGAUAGUGAAGAUUAGCUCCUUUAGAAAGAAAGCGAUCAGCGCAUCAAACAGAUUUAAGAAGUCGUUCAGGAGGAAGAGUCGGAGGACCAGCAGCAGAAUCGUGUCAGAACCAGGUGGCAUCAAUGCCGAGGAUCUAAGGUCUAUUAAUGCAUUCCGUCAACUCCUUCUCCAAGACGACCUUUUACCUGCCCAACACGAUGAUCCUCACAUGAUGCUCAGAUUUUUAAAGGCGAGAAAAUUUGACACUGAGAAAGCAAAGCAAAUGUGGAGUGACAUGCUCCAGUGGAGAAAAGAUUUCGGAGUCGAUACAAUCAUCGAGGAUUUUGAGUUCGAAGAGAUCGAUGAAGUUGUCAAACAUUAUCCUCAAGGCUAUCAUGGAGUGGACAAAGAAGGAAGGCCGGUUUACAUUGAGAGAUUAGGCCAAAUAGAUGCCAACAAGCUACUACAAGUGACCACGAUGGACCGGUACGAGAAAUACCAUGUGAAAGAGUUCGAGAAGAUGUUCAAGAUCAAGUUUCCUUCUUGUUCAGCGGCAGCCAACAAGCACAUUGAUCAAAGCACGACCAUUUUUGAUGUGCAAGGCGUGGGGCUUAAGAACUUCAACAAAUGUGCGAGGGAGCUUCUACAACGCCUUCUCAAGAUUGACAAUGACAAUUACCCUGAGACUUUGAACAGAAUGUUCAUCAUCAAUGCGGGUCCUGGAUUCAGGCUCUUGUGGGGACCUGUGAAAUCUUUCCUUGAUCCCAAGACGACAUCAAAGAUUCAUGUUCUUGGAAACAAAUACCAGAGCAAAUUGCUUGAAGCCAUUGACGUUAGCGAGUUGCCACAUUUCUUUGGCGGCCGUUGCACUUGUGAAGACAAAGGAGGUUGCAUGCGAUCUGAUAAAGGCCCAUGGAACGAUCCUGAGAUUCUUAAGAUGGUGAAGAAUCCUGAAGUCAAGUUCUCGACUAUUUCAGAGGACGAACGCAUACUUGUAGAAGAAGAAAUAUCGAUGGUCUUUGAACCUCUGGAGAGAAAGAAGAAGAGAACCAUCAAAGACAAUGUUAGUGAGAAACACAUUGCAGCAGUUGACAAGUUCAUGGCUUUGUCUUUACCUGCAAAACCUCCAAAAACCGCCAAAGGAGGGAAGGGACCACAAAAGAAAGAUGAUGGUUUUCUUGUGGGAGGGGUUAUCGCCUUUGUGAUGGGAAUUCUAGCAAUGGUCCGGCUAUCUAAAGGGGUCCCACGCAAGCUCACAGAGGCUGCAUUAUUCGGAAACUCAGUUUACAGUGAACAGUCAAAAACAACUGAACCAAACCAAGAUCAGCUUUCAACACCAGUAUCAAGCUCUGAGUAUGUCUUAAUGGCAAAGAGAAUGUCCGAUCUUGAAGAAAAGUACAUGUCUCUUGAUUCGAAACCAACGGAUGAUGGUUUAGAGAAAGAGAAUAAACUUCUGGCUGCGCUAAACCGGGUUCAAGUGCUUGAGCAGGAGUUAUCUGAGACCAAAAAAGCUUUGGAUGAAACGAUCGCCAAACAGAAGGGGAUACUUGAAUAUAUCGAGAAGAAAAAAACAAAGAAGAGACUGACUAAGAAGCGGCGACUGGAAAAAAAAUCAUUUGUUUCUUCCUUCCUUGUCAUGGAGAUUCUCUCUAACGGUAGCCACAAAAGGAAGCGUGAGGAUGGACUCUGUCUCAGUUCUGAAGCAAAGCGGCUUAGGAACUCAUCGAAAGUUACAGACUUUUCACACCCCUUUGCCGUCAGCAACAUGCUUGAAGCUUUAGAUGGUGGUAAGUUCGGCAGUGUCACCAAAGAACUGGAAGAGGUAGCUAACCUGAGGAUGGAACUGGUGAAGCGUUGCAUCUGGUUAUAUCCAUCACUAGCAAAUACUGUCUUCGGAGCAGACGAUGGUCAAGAGCUUAUGAGUUUGGAAAAUCAGCUUGCUUUGGAUUGUGUCAUCGACUUGGAUGCUGAUGCUGAUGCUUCCAAGAAAGCUCUCUGUGUGGUUCCGUCGAACGAGAUUGUUAUUCUUGACUCUGAUGAUGAAGAUGUUGAGAGUGAGAAGCCCAAGUACCCCUUUCAGUCAAGUCUUGUGCAACAUCAGAAGAGUCUAGGUGAUGUGCAGCCUGUAACGCCACAAUUCGCUUUUGAGGAGGUUGUUUUGGGGAAGGGGAAGGAGACUUCUUGUGCCAUUACGCCCAUGGAGGGACAGAGUAGCAGAGGCAACUUCCUUGCAAUAGAAAGCGGUAUGGCUCUUGACAAAGAUGUCUACGUGGGACAAAAAAGGAAAGAAAAGGUCCUUGCCAUAGAAAAUGGUGUGGUCAACGAUAAGGGUGUCUAUGUCGGAGUUGAGGAAGAAGAAAGUGGUGAUGAGUCUGAAGCAGCAGAUGAGGAUCUUGGUAAUAUCUGGAAUGAAAUGGCUAUGUCAAUAGUGUGCUCAAAGGAUGUGGAGACUUCACGUAAUGAAUCAAAGACCAAUGAAGUGGAAGACUGUGAGCACUCCUUUAUUCUAAAGGACGAUAUGGGUUAUGUUUGCCGUGUCUGCGGAGUUAUUGACAAAAGCAUCUUAGACAUUAUUGAUGUCAAUUUCAGUAAAGCGAAAAGAAGCACGAGAACAUAUGCUUCUGAAGCUCGGACGAAAAAGUUUGGUGAAUCUGAUUUUGAGAUUCAGUUAUCUGAAGAAGGGCUGAUGAUAGGUGGACUUUCUGCUCAUCCAACGCAUGCUGACAAGAUGAAGCCUCAUCAAAUUGAGGGGUUCCAAUUCCUUUGCAGCAACUUAGUAGCAGAUGAGCCUGGUGGCUGUAUCAUGGCUCAUGCUCCAGGUUCUGGUAAAACCUUCAUGAUCAUCAGUUUCAUGCAGAGCUUCCUUGCCAAGUAUCCUCAGGCUAAGCCACUGGUUGUGCUUCCAAAGGGGAUUUUAUCUACCUGGAAAAGAGAGUUUGUGAGAUGGCAAGUCGAGGACAUUCCACUGCUUGACUUCUACAGUGCUAAAGCAGAGAACCGUGCACAACAGCUGGCUAUAUUGAAACAGUGGAUGGAGAAGAAGAGUAUCUUGUUUCUUGGUUACAAGCAGUUCUCAACCAUUGUCUGUGAUGAUACAAGUGCUGACUCACGUUCUUGCCAGGAGAUAUUACUGAAAGUACCUUCGAUUCUUAUUUUGGAUGAAGGACACACUCCCAGAAACGAGGACACAAAUGUAUUGCAGUCCCUUGCCCAAGUCCAAACACCAAGGAAAGUUGUCCUUUCAGGAACGCUUUAUCAGAAUCAUGUAAAGGAGGUUUUCAACAUUCUGAACCUCGUUCGACCCAAGUUCCUCAAGUUGGAUACUUCCAAGUCUAUUGUUAGAAAGAUCUUGGACCGUGCUCCUAUAUCCGCUGUCAGGUCUCAUCUGGGAGGAGAUGUAUCUGCAGCUUUCAACGAGAUUGUGGAGCACACACUGCAGAAGUGCGAGGAUUUCAAGAUGAAAAUUAACAUGAUCCAAGAUUUGAGGGAGAUGACAAAGAAGGUGCUUCAUUACUACAAAGGAGACUUCUUAGAUGAGCUUCCUGGGCUUGAUGAUUUCACUGUGGUGCUCAAUCUGUCUCCAAGGCAGUUGACUGAAGUGAAGAAGUUGAGGCGUGAGAAGAGAAAAUUCAAGGUUUCAGCUGUGGGGAGUGCAAUUUACCUUCAUCCGAAGCUGAACGCUUUCUCUGAGAAGUCUGAUAAUAUCUCUGAUACGACUAUGGACGAGAUGCUAGAGAAGCUAGAUGUGAAUGAAGGAGUCAAAGCGAAAUUCUUCCUUAACUUGAUAGACCUGUGUGACUCAGCAGGUGAGAAGCUCUUGGUUUUCAGCCAAUAUCUCGUGCCUCUGAAGUUUCUUGAAAGACUAGCUGCUCUAGCUAAAGGAUGGAAACUAGGGAAAGAAGUCUUUGUUCUAACAGGUGAAUCCAGCGCUGAGCAGCGUGAGUUUUCUAUGGAAAGGUUCAACAAUUCGCCAGACGCCAAAGUAUUCUUCGGUUCGAUAAGGGCUUGUGGAGAAGGUAUCUCUCUAGUUGGAGCAUCUCGGAUACUGAUUCUGGAUGUUCCUCUAAACCCUUCUGUGACACGACAAGCAAUUGGAAGAGCUUUUCGACCCGGACAGACAAAGAAAGUGCAUGCGUACAGAUUGAUAGCUGGGUCAUCGCCUGAGGAAGAGGAUCACAACACUUGCUUUAAAAAGGAAGUCAUCUCAAAGAUGUGGUUCGAGUGGAACGAGUACUGUGGAUACCGUAACUUUGAGGUAGAGACAGUCGAUGUGGAUGAUGCUGGUGAUAUGUUCCUUGAAAGUCCUGCCUUAAGAGAAGACAUAAGAAUUCUCUACAAAAGGUAA